This is a messenger RNA of Monomorium pharaonis (pharaoh ant), 17960 nucleotides long. It is a transcript of the gene rg, whose product is annotated as neurobeachin. Gene Ontology annotation, biological process: intracellular protein localization. Lineage: Eukaryota; Metazoa; Arthropoda; Insecta; Hymenoptera; Formicidae. The transcript has 53 exons. Gene Ontology annotation, molecular function: protein kinase binding. The record is from RefSeq and is a predicted model, not a curated record. Bases 3200 to 13111 code for a protein of 3303 amino acids. Gene Ontology annotation, cellular component: cytosol; membrane.
GGCGCCGCGGGCCGCGCCGUCGCCCAGCAUCCCUCGUUUCCACCCGCCCACUCUUGUAAAGGCGCACCCUCACGCCGAGAGUAUCUGGUAGUCAUACGCUGGCCCGUUGCGAGCCCGCUGACGUAGCUGCGCUGUUCUCGCUUCCCAGUGAGUUACGUCGAGGUUUAUAUGCGUUACGCGCGUUACGAUCUGAUCCAGGUGCAUCCGCGAAGAGCUGUGACAGUAGAUCUCGUCGGUUAGUUCUCCGUCGUCGCUCAACGUCAUUCAUUCACGUCGUAAAAACGUACGCGAAAGGUGCGGAAAGCUUCGUCGUGCAAUUCAUUGCGAUUGUUUUCUUCGAAGACAACGAGUACAUCGUCUUUGAUAUUCGGCAGAAUUACGGUAGAGUUGAGGUGGCCGCGAUUGCGGUUAGCUCAAAACCGGAGCGUUUGAUAUAUCAGUGUACUUCAAAGCUGACUAUCCGGCUCACAUGGUCCGUGUUUUGCUUCUGUGAUUACCUCGCCGUGGCUCCCUCUCGACCGCUUCCGCUCGCGGCGACGAGCUACCAUCGUGUCUAAAGCGCGCGCUUCCCGACCUCGUGUGCGAGGUCCAGCGUGCAGUACGGCGCGAAUAAGCUCGUGGCAUAUCUCGCUGACGCUCGGAAUGCUCGGGCAACGGUGGCGCUUCCAGUGAGAUGCUCGCCGAUAGACGUAGUAGCUGUAGGAUCAUUGACACGGUCUCCGAACCCCUGAUCAACGACCUGGCUGUCAUCGGCAGCGGGGACGCGUUAACGUCCAGCGUCUCGAGCGUCCCCCCCUCGUCCGGGUGAAAUCGUGUGAUUGACGUUAUCCCGGGCCGGUCAAACCGUUGUAAUAUCGAGGAUUCGCGCCUCGUAUUGCAUUUUCCAUCAUUUUCCCCGUCUCUGCCUCUCGCGGAGCGGAAUAUCCGCGGAAAUGCGACGUCAUUGACGGCAUUAAAUCGACGGCACGACCGACGUUUGCGACGUCAGGCGCGUAAAGUGCAUUGAACGACUUCGUGAUCACUUACGUCGUGAAGCGUCUUACGUAAGGCGAAGUAAUAGGAUAGAAACGGUAUUAUUGAGAAGAAGGGGAGAGAGAGAGAGAGAGAGUGAAUUUACUGUUCUAGACAAGAGCUUGAGAUCUCGUCGUCGCUUGAGAUCACCUCGGAAGAUCAGUGUUACGUUUUUUACGAGACUGUUCGAGACGCUCGAAAAAACCAGCGGCAAUCGAGCGGAGAAAUGGAUACGUUCCUGAUUAUCGGUAUCUGCUUCUUCUGCUACGAGAUGUGCGAUUUAAUCAGACGGUAUACCACCCCGCAAGCGAUAGAAACGCAUUGCCCAGCGGAAACGACCGCCAAGGCGCUGCCCUCGCAAAAGAUAUAUUCGAUAUCUCGCAAGAUUCAAGGACCCCGCGCCUGUUGCCCGAAAUAGAUCGUCGCGCGUCCGAUUCCAAUACGGAUAUAAUUUUUAUCUACCGAGCCGUAUAACAGCCGUUAGUGUGGGAAACGCACCGAUCUGUGUGAACGUGGGAUCUCUUCGUUGGACCUCAAACGGACGUGGAAUUCCGUCGGGCCGAGCCGGGGCGAAUGGAUAGCCGUGAGAGAUGGAUUUACAGUUCCGCGCAGUGAUAACAGACGCCUGUCCCGGAGAUUCAUGAUGUUUACGGAGGUUGGAGGUAGCGGCGCGAUCGAUAAUGAUUUGUCAGCUGUUACGCCACCUGGAACGUAGGCCAGCGAAUCGAUCAGUUCUUAGGUGACAAGUUCGUAGAGGUGGUACGACCAAAGUCGACAGCAAUUCGCGAAUCGUGUCGGCAAACGUGUCGCUUCAUUCACAAAUGUUCCGAACGAGAUAAGGCGCGCAACGAGUGCUCGCAAAUCGACAGAAGACACGAUGGAUAGGAUCCGUCGGGCUGUUUUAUUACACGCAAGCAACCAAACGGUUUGCUGGCGCGACUUGUUGGAGUAGUUACCGAUAUUAUUUGAUAUAUUCGCGGAUGUGCGCGAAUAUCGACGACGCUGUGAUCGCUCGAUUGAUUCGCGGGUACGUAAAACCAGCGGUGGCAAAAAUUCGCUCGAGCGAAUACCAGUAGUUUUCUGAAGCUACAGCGCGUACGGUGUGCUGUCGUCGUGUCAACAUGGGAAACAAGAGGUAGUAGAUCGUCGUUAGGCUUUCGCGAGAGCUGGUGUAAGUGAUAUCGAUUAGGAACGUCGCGGCCGAUAGCUCGCCACAAGAGUGAGGGAAAAGCAAACUCGCUUGACGAACUCUUCAGUACGUGCCUGUGAAUGCAAACUUUAGCGUUGGACACCGAACGUCGUCGAUGCGACCGCACCAAGCCGCGUUGCAUAAACAAGAAGUGAAGUUUCUUUUAUGUACCCCAGUUAAACCACAGUCGUGAAUAGUGGUGCUUUAUUCCUCGAAGUAUAACACAUUCGAAGGAAAAGGGGUGAAAAAGCACGCGCCCGAUUUAUACGUCGUGAUUGACUACGUUCACUGCCCGUAACUCAAUCUUUACGUCCACGGUAGUAUCAAAAAGUUUCUGUAGAAAGUAACCAGCCUCCCUCGCGGUUGGCGCAGAGGGGCUACGUCAUGGCGCAAAAAAGAUUUGUCGAAAUCAAAAAUUAAGAGGGAUAGACUGAUAAUUUCAGAAGUGUUAACAAAUGAAAUUAGACUGCAGCGUUAUUAUUUAUAUUUUGCAGUUACCUGCAAGGUGCAAAGGUCCAAUUUACUCUUUUAACAAAAGCGUGUUAAAUAAAUAAAUUAAAUUGAAUAUGCUCACACAGCGCGUUGCCAUUAGCGAAAUUUUUUUCUGGAAACGGAAACGGCAUCUGCACUGUUUUUUUAACUACACGUUUAGCACAAAAGAUUCAACAACAUCAAGCGAGGACGUCGUAAAUUAAACUACGAUGUGUUUUCUGAUACCGUACAACAUGAUUCAUGAUGCAUGCGUCAAAACGCUUUCCGACCGAUCGUGAGUGUUUCUGAUCAACCAAAGUGGAAUUUCUCGUGCCGGAAGAUUUAGCGCGAGGACACGAAACGAGAGUCGGUCAUCAAUGCGACAAAGAAGGGGAGGACCAUGAGUAAUGUUCGAUACUACUACCAGCACCAAAGUUCGGCGUUCCGACGCCACAAUGCUCUCGUGACCCCUUUUUGGCCGAUAACCCGAGAGAGAUCGAAACGAGAGAUCAUCGAAAACUAGAAGACAUGGACUCGCUGGAGCGUCUAAUGAGUUCCCGUUCUCACCCGGCUCUCACGGCAGCCACGCGAUCGCAGAAUGCCUUUGUACGGGCUAACCUCUGCUCCGUGAUAGGCCGUAAAGGACGACACCUCAAUGGAACCUUUUGUUUAACCGGAGACACGAUGGAAGGCAUCAUACAGUGCCUGGUCUUCCUCAAAGCUUUUUCGCUCGUGGGCGGCGAAUUCGACAUGGAGCUGAAUUUCGUGAUACAGGACGCGCAGAACAUCAGGCACAUGCUGGAGCUCCUCGACCAUUGCCCACCCAAUCUCCAGGCUGAAAUAUGGAGCGUUUUUAUUGCAAUCCUGAGAAAAAGCGUCAGAAAUUUACAAGCAUGUACGGAUGUGAGUCUCAUAGAACAUGUUCUACAUCGAUUAUCUCGUGCGGAAACUGUUGUUGCCGAUUUGUUAAUCGAUAUGCUGGGAGUGUUGGCAAGCUACAGUAUAACGGUGAAAGAAUUAAAACUUUUGUUCGGCGCUAUGAAAUCCGUUAAAGGAAAAUGGCCACGGCAUUCGGCGAAACUAUUAAACGUUCUUCGCCAAAUGCCGCAGCGAAAUGGACCCGACGUGUUUUUCAGUUUUCCUGGCAGGAAGGGAUCGGCAAUUGUUUUGCCACCUCUUGCAAAGUGGCCGCACGAAAAUGGAUUUACCUUUACCACAUGGUUCCGCCUAGAUCCCAUCAACUCUGUUAAUAUCGAACGAGAAAAACCGUACCUCUACUGCUUUAAAACAAGCAAAGGAGUAGGAUACUCUGCGCAUUUCGUAGGCAACUGCUUAGUCCUGACUUCUAUGAAAAUAAAGGGCAAGGGCUUCCAACAUUGUGUCAAAUAUGAAUUUCAACCACGAAAGUGGUAUAUGAUCGCGGUAGUGUAUAUAUAUAAUAGGUGGACAAAAAGUGAAAUUAAAUGUCUGGUCAAUGGACAGUUAGCGUCGAGUACAGAAAUGACAUGGCACGUUUCGACGAAUGAUCCUUUUGACAAAUGUUACAUUGGAGCAACCCCCGAAUUGGACGAAGAGCGCGUGUUUUGUGGACAAAUGAGUGCAAUAUAUUUAUUCAGUGAAGCGCUGACAACGCAUCAAAUAUGCGCGAUGCAUAGACUGGGGCCGGGAUAUAAGAGCCAGUUUCGUUUCGACAACGAGUGCUACCUGAAUCUGCCCGACAAUCAUAAAAGGGUGAGUGAGCAGGAUCUCUCUACGAGCAUGGUGGACCAAAGUAUGCAAAUUGUACUUUAUGAUGGAAAAUUAUCGAAUGCAAUUGUGUUCAUGUACAAUCCAGUAGCAACAGACUCGCAGCUUUGUCUACAAAGUGCACCGAAAGGCAACAUCUCUUAUUUUGUACAUACUCCGCACGCCCUCAUGUUACAGGAUGUCAAGGCCGUUAUAACGCACUCAAUUCACAGCACGUUAAACUCGAUAGGUGGUAUUCAAGUACUGUUCCCGUUAUUCUCCCAGCUAGAUAUGCCUUACGACUGCAUAGCGCCGAACGACAUUAAGCGCGAUCCGACAUUAUGUUCGAAACUGCUCGGAUUUAUUUGCGACUUGGUAGAAAGCUCUCAAACCGUUCAACAGCAUAUGGUACAAAACAGAGGAUUUCUGGUAAUAAGUUUUAUGCUACAAAAAUCAAGUCGAGAUCAUCUCACGACGGAAGUUCUUGCAUCUUUCUUGGAGUUGACGAAGCAUUUAGUGACCUGUCUUAGUGCAAACAGCGAUUUAUUAUUGAAACAGUUGUUUUAUUUUUCAUUCCUAACAUGGCAGCUACUGGAUCACGUUCUUUUUAAUCCCGCUCUAUGGAUAUAUACGCCAGCGCCAGUACAAACACGGCUUUACUCGUACCUGGCCACUGAAUUUCUUAGCGACACGCAAAUUUAUUCCAACGUGAGACGUGUAUCGACGGUUCUGCAAACUGUGCAUACGCUCAAAUACUAUUAUUGGGUAGCUAAUCCUCGCGGCAAAAGCGGAAUAACGCCGAAAGGACUUGAUGGACCACGACCGCAACAGAAAGACAUUCUUACAAUUCGUUCUUACAUUUUAUUAUUUUUAAAGCAAUUAAUAAUGAUUGGUAACGGUGUAAAAGAUGAUGAACUACAGAGCAUACUUAACUAUCUAACGACGAUGCACGAGGAUGAAAAUUUACAUGACGUUUUACAAAUGCUGAUAUCUUUGAUGUCGGAACAUCCGUCAUCGAUGGUACCCGCAUUUGAUGCAAAACAAGGAGUACGAACAAUUUUCAAGCUUUUGGCAGCCGAGAGCCAACUGAUACGUUUACAAGCUUUAAAAUUGCUAGGAUUCUUCCUCAGUCGCAGUACACAUAAACGAAAAUACGACGUCAUGAGCCCGCAUAAUCUGUAUACGUUAUUGGCUGAAAGGCUUUUACUGAACGAAGAAACACUCUCAUUACCGACAUACAAUGUUUUAUACGAGAUUAUGACUGAACAUAUCAGUCAACAAAUAUUGUAUGCCAGACACCCCGAACCUGAAUCUCACUAUCGUCUGGAAAAUCCGAUGAUCUUGAAGGUAGUCGCGACAUUAAUUCGACAAUCAAAGCAAACGGAACAACUACUGGAAGUGAAGAAACUAUUCCUGUCAGACAUGACGCUGCUCUGCAACAACAAUCGAGAGAAUCGGCGAACAGUUUUGCAAAUGUCUGUGUGGCAGGAGUGGCUUAUCGCCAUGGCUUACAUCCAUCCGAAGAACACCGAAGAACAAAAGAUAUCCGAUAUGGUGUAUUCCUUAUUUCGCAUGCUUCUUCAUCACGCUAUCAAGCACGAAUACGGUGGCUGGCGUGUGUGGGUUGACACGCUGGCUAUUGUACAUUCUAAGGUAUCCUAUGAGGAAUUCAAACUUCAAUUUGCCCAAAUGUACGAACAUUACGAGCGACAAAGAUCCGACAACAUUACGGAUCCCGAGCUAAGACAACAGAGGCCGAUCAGUACGAUUUCCGGAUGGGAUCAACAGCAUUCCGGAAGCAACGGAUAUAAUAGACCAGCGUGGGGAAAUCAACAGAAUCACGAGAUACAGCAUAUGGAAAGAAAUUACAAGGAGUUUGAUUCAUCUGAGACAAAUGAUCGAUUGGAAGAAUCCUGUAGCUGCGACCUCAAUUCAAUAGACAACACCGAAAGUGACGGUAGUCCGGCUAUCGUGAAAUCGCGCAGUGAGACCUUGGAUACACUGCAAUCGUGCGAGGUAGUGUCGUUGGACUCCAGAUUGAGUGACAAGCCGGAAACACCAAUUACCGCGCGCGAAACUCACACGGAGACGCCGACGAUUCUCGAAGAAGCGAACAGCGAAGCUGUCUCAUUGCCAACCACGCAAGAGACCAGCGAAGUGAUAUCGAUUGAGAGCUCCAGCGACUUUUACUGCGAGGUACACAAAAUCGAAAGUUCCAGUCCCGACUCGAUGAUAGUUCAGGAGACGUCGAAAAAGGAAGAAGACACAGUACUUGAGAAACAAUCUGUUGCUGAUACCGAAAGCUCUUCAACCGAACAGAUCAAGGAAAGCACGAAAGCGACAGCUGUCGAAUCAAAAGACCCGAAGGAAACUGUGACAGAUACAACACCUGACGACACAGUUUCGACAACGGUGGACAACGUUGAAGAUCCACCAAUUGCGGACGAGGAAGUAAAAGAUAAGUCUGUCGAAGAAAAUAAUGUUACGACCGACGACAAUAACAGUACACCGACCAACGCUGAAGAUUCCGACAAAGUUGCAACAGUAAUUGAAAACGUGGCCGAUUCUGUUGCUUCAAAGGCUGACACCGACACCGACGCCAACACUGAAGAUACCGUGCCAAUUGUCCCUUCUGACGAAACGCGGGAGCCGUUAACGGUUAAAGUUAUCGAGAAGCUCCAGUUGGAGAACGACCGCGAGAUAAUUGAUAGCGAUACGUCAGAGGCGUACUUGACGCCGACGGAGAAUCAAGAGAUCUCGAGCGAGAUAAAAAGUAGAACGUCCGAAGGAGAGAAAAUCGACGAAGAUAUCGUCGUGAAGAAGGACACUUCCGAAGACAGGGACACUACCGCUGAGACUGGUGAGAACGACACAGGGGAAACUGUAAAAAAUCCUAAUUGCUCAACUAGCAUAGUAGAAAGCAGUGAGGCUUGCGCGGAGAAAGCGGUAGAUCUAGAAAACGAGAAGGUGGAACCCGUAAUAGUGAAUAGUGAGUUAAGUAGUGACGAACGCGCCGUGGAUUCUUUAACGGAGGACAAAAGUGCUGUUAUUAAUGAUAACGAAGACGCAAAGGUAAACGAGAAACACUCAAGGGAGCCGUCCACUAUUUCUACUAGCGUAAGUGAUAAUAAGUCAGACGUUCCGGUGACGACUGGCGAGGUAGAAGUUACAGAUAAUGUUUGUAGUAAUAGCGAUGUUCAAAGUUCUGUAGAUAAUGUGACGCAAGUGCCAAAUCCUAAACAGCAAAUCCCAACAAUAUCUACGGUCUGUGAUGCAACUAAAAGUUUAUCCGACGGUGUGCCUCAAAUCGUUAGUUCUAAUGUGGUUGCCAGGGACAAUGCGUUAUUGAAUGACUUAACUCCAGAUCGCGUAGAUAUCCAUCGCAGAUCCAGCCUGCCGAUCGUAUCCACGGAAACGGUCGCGGACGAUAACAGUCACGAGCCACCCUCCUUGCCUGUGCCCUUACGAAAAACAUCGUCACCCCAAAAACGACCAAGGAGUGCCUCUACGUCCACGCAGGUGGAUCCUAAUCAUUUCGAAGCCAAAAGAUCGAAACAAGGAAAUCCCUCCACGCGGCCGAUGUUCAGUCCAGGUCCGACACGACCUCCGUUCAGAAUACCAGAAUUUAAGUGGUCGUAUAUACAUCAACGGCUGCUGUCGGAUGUACUAUUCUCUUUGGAAACUGAUAUUCAAGUGUGGAGAAGUCAUUCAACAAAGUCCGUACUGGAUUUCGUAAACAGCAGCGAGAAUGCCAUUUUCGUGGUGAACACUGUCCAUUUAAUUUCGCAGUUAGCCGACAACCUUAUAAUAGCUUGUGGCGGUUUGUUGCCCUUAUUAGCGUCGGCUACUUCGCCAAAUAAUGAACUGGAUGUAAUCGAACCAACUCAGGGGAUGCCAAUCGAAGUGGCAGUUUCUUUUUUGCAAAGACUAGUCAACAUGGCUGAUGUACUUAUAUUCGCUAGCUCGUUAAAUUUUGGAGAACUGGAGGCUGAAAAAAAUAUGUCAAGCGGUGGCAUAUUGCGACAGUGUUUACGAUUGGUCUGUACAUGUGCCGUUAGAAACUGCUUAGAGUGUAAAGAACGUGGCAGAUCGUACAGCAUGUUAGGUCGGCAGAUUGGUACUAGUAAUAAAUCACAGCACAUACAAUCGCUUAUACGCGGGGCUCAAACAUCGCCUAAGAACAUCGUGGACAAUCUUACGCAUCAGUUAAGUCCUGUAAAGGAUCCCGAGAAAUUGCUGCAAGACAUGGACGUAAAUCGUUUGAGAGCUGUCAUAUACAGAGAUGUUGAAGAAACCAAGCAGGCACAGUUUCUGUCCCUUGCUAUAGUUUACUUCAUCUCUGUAUUAAUGGUUUCCAAAUACCGUGACAUAUUGGAACCGCCAAUAUCGCAACGUCCACCGAGUCCAGUGCAAACAAUACAAACAAAUGGUGCCGGUCUGAGGCCAGGUAGCCCUUCAGAUGGAAAUGGUGGUGGAGGAGGGCGGCCCUUAUUUCCACAGUGGUCUCACCACGUGUACCCACAGUUCCUCCCGGGAUCUCACCCUAACGCCAAUGCAAAUGUCAAUGCCAAUGCCAAUCAUCACAUCAACCAGCACCAUCACCAGCACCCGCUACCGGCUGCCAGGCACUCUAAUCGCCAGCCACCCUCUAACUAUUAUCUCCCGAAUCACCACAACAAUCACUAUAAUCAUCAUUCGAAUAAUCAUAACUAUCAUCGCCAUCAUCACUAUCAUCAUCACAAUAACAACAACCAUCACCAUACGCUUCAAAAGCAUAUCGAUCAGCCCCGAAAUCUCUGUCAUAGAAACUCCGGUGUCGGUCUGCAAGGUAGCGGAGGUAUAAUGAGUCAAUCGGGCUCUCAGGAUGAUGGCGAGUAUGAAGUCAUCAUCGUCGACGAAAACAAUUCUUCAAUUUUGGCAGAUCACGACGUCACAUCAUCUGGUCCGCCGUCGACUAAAGGAGGUCACAGUGGUGUACCUCGGCCGCGGACUAUACUCGAGGAUUACACCUCAUCAGAACCAACGCUUGGCACUUCUACUACAAGGUCCGAACCACUGCCACGAAAUCUGCAGAGCAAUGACUCUAGCGAGGAGACGGUACAUCGCAGCAAUAUCACCGCGGACCCGAGUCCUUCUGAAGUUACCACAGACAACGAAAACAAGCAUAAUUCGUCCGAAGAAGCCUGGACAGAUGUGAACCUUAAUGAAGACGGUGACACGAUGGCAAUUACAAAUCCAAGAGAAGACCCGCGAAACAUCCACAAUAUCGCACACUCGCGUGGCGACAUGCAAGACAGCGAGGGCAACGUUCUCGAACAAGAAAUGCUCGGGAACGCCGAACGCGGGGAGAAACCGUCGGCGGAAAUCUCUGUGGUGCGGGUUCCCGAUCGAUUAGUGGUAACCGCAGCAUCCCCGAGGGCUGACGAAUUGCCGAUCAAAGGUCUGGUCGAUCAUUUACCUGUACCAACACCUUCCCGCGAGGCUUCUCUCACGCAAAAGCUGGAAAUGGCUUUGGGUUCGGUUUGCCCCCUCCUUCGAGAGAUCAUGGUGGACUUUGCUCCCUUCCUGUCCAAAACACUCGUUGGCUCCCAUGGUCAAGAAUUGUUAAUGGAAGGAAAAGGUACGAGUUGCAAGGGUUUAACCACAUUUAAGAACAGCAACUCCGUCGUGGAAUUGGUUAUGCUCCUCUGCUCUCAGGAAUGGCAAAACUCUUUGCAAAAGCACGCGGGUCUCGCUUUCAUUGAGCUCAUUAACGAGGGAAGGCUGCUAUCUCACGCGAUGAAGGAUCACAUAGUAAGAGUCGCAAACGAGGCAGAGUUCAUUUUAAACAGGAUGAGAGCGGAUGACGUGCUGAAGCAUGCUGACUUUGAGUCGCAAUGCGCGCAGACAUUAUUGGACCGUCGAGAGGAAGAGCGCAUGUGCGAUCAUUUGAUCACCGCGGCACGAAGACGCGACAAUGUUAUCGCUAGCAGAUUGCUUGAGAAGGUUCGAAAUAUCCUGUCCAACAAGCAUGGCGCAUGGGGAUACAUGGAUCCAAUGGCUGCAAAAUUAGCCGAAUACUGGAAACUGGAUGCUUGGGAGGAUGAUGCACGCAGACGCAAGCGUUUUGUGCACAAUCCACUAGGCUCGAGCCACCCAGAGGCUACUCUCAAGGCGGCUCUAGAACACGGUGCACCAGAGGAUGCGAUACUUCAAGCGCGUGAAGAGUUUCACGCGCAUCUCGCAGCCUCGCGUGCACACCAACAGCAAUUGCAGUCGACGGAUCUUCUAGAUGACAGUGAAUUGCUGUCGGACGACAGGGAUCUCGACAACGACUUGACAGGUCCGGUGAACAUUAGCACGAAAGGCAGAUUAAUCGCACCCGGUAUCGUGGCGCCCGGUAUCAUUUCCGUUACAUCCACUGAGCUGUAUUUUGAGGUGGACGAGGAUGAUCCGGAGUUCAAGAAGAUCGACAGUGAGGUGCUGAAGUAUUGCGACCAUUUGCACGGAAAAUGGUACUUCUCCGAGGUGCGCGCAAUCUUCUCUCGGCGUUACCUGCUGCAAAAUGUGGCCAUCGAGAUCUUUCUCGCAAGCAGAACUUCAAUCCUGUUCGCGUUCUCGGACCAGGCGACGGUGAAAAAGAUGAUCAAGGCGCUACCGCGGGUUGGUGUUGGCAUCAAAUAUGGGAUACCUCAGACUAGGCGGGCGUCGUUGAUGUCACCGCGACAGUUGAUGAGAAGUUCUAACAUGACUCAAAAGUGGCAGCGCCGGGAGAUAUCCAACUUUGAGUAUCUAAUGUUCCUGAACACAAUCGCUGGCCGCACGUACAAUGACUUGAACCAGUAUCCUGUAUUUCCUUGGGUAUUAACCAACUACGAAACGAAGGAACUUGAUCUUAGUUUACCGAGCAAUUAUCGAGACUUGUCUAAGCCAAUUGGCGCAUUGAAUCCGAACAGAAGAGCUUAUUUCGAGGAGCGCUUCCAGAGUUGGGAACACGACACUAUACUGCCCUUCCAUUACGGCACGCAUUAUUCUACGGCGGCUUUUGUCUUAAAUUGGAUGAUACGAGUGGAACCGAUGACGACUAUGUUUUUGGCGUUACAAGGCGGUAAAUUUGAUCAUCCUAAUAGACUAUUUUCAUCUAUCGCGCUCUCAUGGAAGAAUUGCCAACGCGAUACAUCCGACGUCAAGGAGCUGAUUCCGGAAUUCUUCUUUCUACCGGAAAUGUUGGUCAACAGCAAUCGCUACCGAUUGGGCAGACAGGAGGAUGGUAGCUCGGUCGGCGAUGUUGAAUUACCACCUUGGGCUUCGUCUCCCGAAGAGUUUAUACGUAUAAAUCGAAUGGCACUCGAGUCUGAAUUUGUAUCUUGUCAAUUACAUCAAUGGAUCGAUCUGAUAUUCGGUUAUAAGCAGAAAGGUCCGGAAGCCGUACGUGCAACCAACGUUUUCUACUAUUUGACGUACGAGGGUAGCGUAGAAUUGGAUACGAUCGCCGAUCCCAUGAUAAGGGAAGCUAUAGAGAAUCAAAUUAGAAAUUUCGGACAAACACCAUCACAACUCCUAAUGGAGCCACAUCCCCCGAGAAGUUCAGCGAUGCAUUUGUCGCCGAUGAUGUUCUCGAGCAUUCCGGACGACGUGUGUAUGACUAUCAAGUUCCCGUCUAACUCUCCGAUCUGCCACAUCUCGGCCAACACUUAUCCUCAACUGCCACUGCCAUCGGUUGUGACGGUAACUACUGGACAGCAGUUUGCUGUUAAUCGGUGGAAUACCAAUUACGCAGCUUCCGUGCAAUCUCCGAGUUAUGCAGAUACACCUCAGGCGCAGGCUGCCAAUCAACCAUUAUCCAUGGAUCCUGUUCUUUCUCAAGCGGCAAACAGCUCGAAUCCAACCUUACAACGUCGACAUCUAGGUGACAAUUUUAGCCAAAAACUCAAAAUUCGUAGUAAUUGCUUUGUUACCACUGUGGACAGCCGAUUCUUGGUGGCUUGUGGAUUUUGGGACAACAGCUUCCGCGUUUUUUCCACCGAGACAGCAAAAAUCGUUCAGAUAGUUUUUGGACAUUACGGAGUUGUCACUUGCCUAUCGCGCAGCGAGUGUAACAUUACUUCCGAUUGCUACAUUGCAUCUGGAAGCGCUGAUUGUACUGUCCUCCUUUGGCAUUGGAACGCAAGGACACAGACUAUCGUUGGUGAGGGUGAAGCACCGGCGCCACGUGCCACCCUUACAGGUCAUGAACAGCCUGUGACAGCCGUCGUCAUAUCCGCCGAAUUGGGUUUGGUUGUCUCGGGAUCGCAUUAUGGCCCAGUUCUUGUCCAUACUACUUUCGGCGAUCUUCUACGAUCGCUCGAGGCGCCGAAUGGAUUUUCAUCCCCCGAGAACAUCGCAAUGUCACGCGAGGGUGUCAUCGUGGUAAAUUACGAACGUGGGCACAUAGCGGCCUUCACUAUAAAUGGAAAACGUCUUCGUCACGAGUCUCACAAUGAUAAUUUACAGUGCUUAUUACUGAGCAGAGACGGCGAAUACUUGAUGACUGGAGGUGACAAGGGGAUCGUAGAAGUUUGGCGAACCUUUAACCUUGCUUUACUUUAUGCAUUUCCUGCAUGCGAAAGUAGCGUGCGCUCCCUCGCGCUCGCUCAUGAUCAAAAGUUUCUUCUAGCUGGUCUGGCAAAUGGGUCCAUUGUGAUAUUCCACAUCGACUUUAACAGAUGGCAUCAUGAAUUCCAGCAGCGUUACUGAAAUUACGACUUCCUUUUUGCCUAAGAAGGCAAAGCGCACUCCAAAAGAUAAACUUGCGCUUAACUUUCCAUAUACUACGAUAAAACUUCGAAUUUAUAUGUAUUCCUCGAAUAAACGGCGCUUGUCGUUUAUUCGAUUUCCCGUGGAUCGUUCACGAGUCUACCGAAUGUACGAGCGCUAUAUAUUAUUUGCGCAACAUUUGUAUACGGGCCAGCUUUUCAUCAGACUAUCCUUAGAUUUGCCGCAAUUUAUGGUACGCAAAGUAUAUUCUAUCAGUCGUUUCGGAUUAGACGCAAUGAGCGCGGCAAUGAAACGAAUGUGACGCACUGCGAAUUUUAACGUUUAGCAAUAAACUCGCUUUCCGUGGCUGCGUGCAGUGCUUCCGUGAGAAAAAGAUUGAGCGGAGCGUGAUACUGAGAGCGAGGUGCAAUCAGAGUUCCGGCCGUUUUAUCCCGCGUAAUUGCCGAGUAGGAUGUCAAACCACGUAGCGAAAGCUUGUUAAAGCGCGAAAGCUGUCACAACACUGUGCCGCUCGAAACGCUAGUCAAUUAACGAAGACUCGGAUCUACUUACGUUCCUGAGUGUUCGUGCGAUUUCCUCUCACGCGGCGCGGUGAAAGAGGUACGCUCUAUUGGAACAGAAUGACUGGCUACGCCGACGCGAGGAGAGAAACCGUGUCGACGAGACGGCGGAGCUGAAUAUUAUUUUUAUGCCUGGAACUGCACGUGGAUUUGGCCCACGACACUUUAGCGUUUAAAUGUCCAAUUGUAAAUACGGAUAUAUAAUUCUUCACGUUAUAUAUAUAUACAUACACACGUGCAAACACGCGCGCUUUAUUCCGUAUAUAUAUAUAUUAAUAGAGGAGGCGAGGAGGCGAAAGGCGUGUGUACUAUCGCGAGAGAGGUUUGCAUUGUAUUCUUCUCAGACGUAUUUUAAUGUCACGUUGAACUUUUUGGCUAAGCACCUUGUACGUUCAGUUCGGACUACAUGCACUGUGUUAUCACUGGUACCGAUAGCGCCGGUGGAUGCUUCGCGGAAAGUCUAAUCAUUUUUCCGGUCGCGGUAUCAACUCCCUUUACCACCACUCCCUGCCGCCGCCGCCACCGCCGCCGCAACACUUUCUACACCCUAAUGUUCGCGUCCUUCGAAAGAGAUCCUAAUUUUUAUCAAAGCCGUCCAGCUUAACUUUUUGCGAGGAUAUUUCUUAGUAUUUUCGCACGCGACGUAUAUUAAUCAGCAAAGCAAGUUAUUUAGGCUAAAGUGACAUCCCGAAUUCAUCACCCUUAACAUUCCGCGACUUGUAGGGGAUCGCGUUUGUAUGUGUUGAAUGCGUCGUCGAUGAUCUUUAGGAUGACUCGAGUGACGAUAGAGAUAGGAUAUACGAAAGACGAGAGAAAGAGUGUGACAGAGAGAGAGAAAAAGAGAACGUGAAAUGUGAGCGAGAGAAUGAAAAAGAAAAAAAAAACAGAUGUACACCGUAACAUGCAACAACGAUGGGGAAGAAGAUGCUUGACCACAUAUAGAAGCGAUAGAAUUACUAGCUUGAUUUUUUUGUUCGUACAUCAUUGUAGAACAUGUGGUAGUCUUGUAGUGUUACUACAGAGUACUAUUGUCAUUCUGAGUCUUGUGUAUUUCACGAACUAGUCGUAGACACAGGAUACGCCGUAUAAGUAUAGCAUUCAGUUGUUCAUACGUAUUCCGCGGAUAUGUAGUGUUGUCGUCUCAACUUUGGUUUCAAUCAUGUAUAAUGAAUAAUCUUCUAUCUAUCUAAGGAGAUGGGGAAACAGUUUCUGUUGUUGCUUCGUAGCCAUACGACGAUGUUGGAUGUAUUUCCGAGAUUGUCGCGACAGUAGUCACAAAAUCUUUGAGCAUUAGAGAAUAACAGAAGGUGCGCAAGGGCGCGGGGAUAAAGGAAUACGUAUUAUUAAUCGCAGGAUGAAAAUAACAGCAUAAUUGUCAUUUAUCUGAGACGAAUUACGGAUUUCGAUUGAUUUGAGUGGACACUAUGAUUUUAUAAUGCAUUAUUCGCAUUUGCAUCAAUUAUCAUUUGUUUUGUUUAAAACAAAACGAAUGAUGUCUUCAAUUUUAGCAAAACACGUAAUCAGUCAUCGGAAUAACAAAAAAUUGAUAGAAAAAAUUUCGAAAUAUCGAUACGAGGAUGGUUUUUAAAGUCUUUAAAAUCUUUUCAUCAAUCAAUUUUGACAUUUUUAACGUUUAAACAAUUUUACUAAUUAAUACUGUUUGGUGCUUGACAUGGAAUAGCAGCAAGGAAUGGAUUUCCCCGCACCUUGAUAUGUGUUCUAGUCAAAAAUUAUCGUCGAAUCGCUGUCAUGAAUUAUCUGCGAUCUUCAACAUUUAGGUAUUGAUACAUUUAAAAAGAUAUGCCGUACUGUUUACGUGUAGUUGUAUAAAGUAAACGCAUAGCGCCGUCGUUCUUAGCGAUCAAUCACCUUGGGCUUGCGAGAUCACGGUAACAUUGCGAUUCGUAAUAUUGAUUCUUGCUGUGCGCCGGACGAUCAGGGGGACAUUCCCUCUGCAAAUUGGCCGUCGAGUAAUCGUACAAUUUUUAAAUGUAUAGGAGAAUGUUACGUGUGCAACAUGUUAAUAAUGGUGUAUUGCCACUCAUUAUGGGGCGUGCUUCUGCAUGAUCGUUCGUGUCGUUUCGUUCGCGCGAAAGAAUGAAGAUGUGAAUGAAAGAAAGGAAGGACGAGAUGAGAGGAGGGAUGGACACACGGGUGAGGUGCUGAUGGUUGAGGGUUGUGUCUGGGUGCUUUCAAUAAUUAUUGCUAACUUUCUUACGUAUGAAAACGAAUUUUUAUGUCAGGCGUGUAUAAAUGUGUACUCGAUGUAUAGUCGCACUAUCGACACUUUAUUUUCGCUACGGUGAGAGAAAUAAGGGAAAACGGAUGAAAAAAAGAGAGAGAAAGAAGCACACGACAUUCCAUUUGCAUUUCAUGAUUUUAGCCGAUUUACAAUUGCAUUUGUUCUAUCUAUCUAGAUCGAUCGGGCUGAGGAAGGAAAGAUGAAAUUGGCAAAUCGCUCCUUGUUCAUAAAAAAUAGUCAAAUUAAAAAAAAAGAUGUAGUUAAAUUGCGAGAUAAUGGGGAUAAUUUUAACGACGCGUGGUAGCGUAUGUGACGUGUUUUCAGCUAGGCGGCACGCAAUUUUUCGCAAUUAUUCAAUUACGAACGCGAAGGCAGCGUAAUGAAUGAAAAUGCAUCGGGGUGACAAGAGGUCGUAUAAGAAAAAAAAAUUUUUAUAUUUGUUUAUAGAUGUGUGAGAAUGUGCUGCACUCUUUAAGCAAGUUGUUAGUGAAUUCCCUCCAUAUUGCUAAUAUACAUAAAGGAAGUUAACUCAAAUCGAUUUCUGUCCGUACUUGAAAACAUUCAGUACAUAAAAAAAAUAUUGCUACUAUUUUAAAUAACGCUAAGUACAACGCUACGAGAGUUUGCCUAUAUUAUUAUUACGAUUACGAUUUAUUGUCGUCAUUAUUAUUAAUAUUAUUAUUAUACGAUUGUGGCUACAUUAACGUACUUAAUAUAUUGACGGCUACCUAUAUAGGAGCAUAGAUUUGUAUAUUCGUCGGAUAAGACCCUUAAUGUUUGCGUGUUAAGUCAUAAUUUUACUUAUCGACACUACGAUUACGAGAAACGUAAUAAGAAGAAACCGUGUAAAGUUUUAUCUGGCUCAUUCGUGCCGCGAGCUGCCCGCGUAGACAAGUCCUUACAUCUAUAGAUUAAUCGGCGCGUCUGUAAUGUUUAAUAAGCAUAAUCACGGGCGAGAAAGGAGAGGUAACAACGCUGCAAAAUACACAUACACAACAUACGCGGACAUAACACUCAAGCGCUUACUUAUAUAUUAGGCUCACGUUUAUCUACUUGAAGACCUAGUUUAAAGUCUCUCGAAGUUGUUUAAGAACGAUGUGAGAGAAGCGUAUAAGCUGCAGCGGGGAAGCUCAACGGAACGCGAAUCGAUACUCGUCUCGAUUCUCACGAGGGAGGGUCGUAGGCAAUUAAUGAGCGAAAAGUUUUCGUCAACGAGUACGAUCCAGUUUUUUUACGAUCACGAUACACGAAAGUCAAUAUAUAUAACACGUAACCGUAAAAGUUGGAGCAGCCUCGAUCGCGCGGAUUAACGAGGGUGGGGGCUCGUCGAGCAUCGUUUGCACCAAAUGUUUUAUAAGCACCGACUCGUUUUUCUUUCCUACCUCGAUCUGACGAGACCCGAUUUGACUUCGUGCAUGAAUCGCCGGUCGAGCUCUUCCAAUUUUUCGGAUCGCCCGUUUAUUCGCGCGAUUACAUCUCGUCGAAAUCGAACCUCCCACCGAUUAUGGACGUCAUUCUAGGUGAACAUCUCUGUCACUAUGAGUUAGAGAGACGCGAAAGAAAGGAGAGAUAGAGUACGACCAGACAAUUGUGUUCCGCGAACAAAAUAUAGUUAGUGGCCUAAUUGUUUUGCCAGCGGUGUUAGAGCGCGUUUGUGACGGUUCGACGUUCGAUCGGUGGAUGCAGGAUGGACCGGGCGCCUCUGUCGAAAGAGUCUCGACACUUGUCUCGUAUUGAUUUCCGGCGAAGCCAAACCGUAAUCACGGGCACCUCGUUGUUGACAGGAGAGACACACAUGCGGUGCAGAUUAAAAUUCCCGCCACUUUUAAGAAGUACUACUAGAUAGAAAGGUACUUAAGUCGUUGCUACAUACCAGUAUAUAUAAGCUCUAUCGCUUAUUUUAUACUUAGAAGUAUUGUAAUGUUCGAUUAGAAGUAACAUAAUGGGAAAGUUGUAUCUUAGCAUAAGGUAGAAUAAUCUGUAAAGAUAAGUAGUCAAAUAAAUGAAAAGUACAUUUGAUGUUGCA